Molecule: messenger RNA, 772 nt
Organism: Rhopalosiphum maidis (corn leaf aphid)
Lineage: Eukaryota; Metazoa; Arthropoda; Insecta; Hemiptera; Aphididae
Product: serine, glycine and glutamine-rich protein-like
Exons: 4
Coding region: 35-718 (227 amino acids)
Source: RefSeq, a predicted model, not a curated record
CGUAUACAGUUGUUAAAUCAUAUUUUACAUCGCUAUGCAUUUCAAAGUGACAUACACCACAUGGCUGGUAGCCACACUAUUCAUAAGUCAAACUAUAUGCGACGAUAAAGCGUCUGGCGACGGUCACGGCAGUGGCGGUGGUAGUGCUGGUGGUGGCAGUGGCGGUAGUGGCGGCGGUCAUGGAGGCAGUAGUGGUGGCGGUGGUAGUGGCGGCGGUCACGGAGGCGGUAGUGGUGGAGGUAGUGGCGGCGAUCAUGGAGGCGGUAGUGGUGGAGGUAGUGGCGGUGUCGCAAUCGGAAUGGGUAACAUGUCUUUUGGUAUGAACGGGAUGUCGGGAAUACAACUACCAUUCCCGUUUUUCCCUCCGUUCGGAUGUGACACGAUAUGCCAACCAAUCCAAUUGCAAGUAUUUCAACAACAACAAGUACAAGAAGUGGUGACAAAAGCUACGCCGACGACCCAGGCGCCAACCACACACCCUCCGACGACCAUGCCACCACCGAAAUCUACAACACCAGUACAAAGGCCGUCACCAACGACCACGACAUACACCUCGCAAACGAUCAUUAUGUACCCUAACUGGUGCCAAGGCUGGUGCAAAUUUUUCUACCAACCACCACCGCAGCCGGUAUAUUAUCAGCCGAACUGUCUACUAUUUUCUUGGAUGGGUUUAGGAUCGGGGAUGGCCAUGGGAAUGCCAACCACCGCACACUCGUGAGACUUACCACAGAUUUUAUCGUGUACUUGCGUAUAAUAUUUAUUAUUAUGAUAU